Vespa velutina is the source of this 3673-nucleotide messenger RNA. RefSeq lists its product as uncharacterized. Gene Ontology annotation, biological process: detection of chemical stimulus involved in sensory perception of smell; sensory perception of smell. Gene Ontology annotation, cellular component: plasma membrane. The record is from RefSeq and is a predicted model, not a curated record. The transcript has 16 exons. The coding region runs from base 69 to 3506 and encodes 1145 amino acids. Gene Ontology annotation, molecular function: odorant binding; olfactory receptor activity. NCBI's taxonomy places the organism in Eukaryota, Metazoa, Arthropoda, Insecta, Hymenoptera, Vespidae.
GGUUCACGUGGACGAUAUUAGAAAAUUAAUAUUAAAAAAAAUCUAUAGAGUUAUUAAUUUAUCGGAAAAUGACGAUUUUAGCAUCGACUUUAAUGAUUCUCAGUAUCUGCGGAUGCUGGAGACCAUCAUCCUGGUCAUUCUCAUAUUACAAAAGUCUUAUAUACAAUUUAUACAAUAUCUGUGUAAUUUUUCUAGUAUCGUCUUUAUCCUUAUCGCAAAUCAUUGGUAUUGCCCUAAACAUUUCGAGCGAUCUUUCCGAAGAAAUUUACAUAUCUUUGACGAUCGCUGUAUCUUGUUUAAAAAUGUUAACUUUUAAAUACAAUCAUAACGAUGUCGUCAAGUUAAUUAACGCUUUAGCAGAGGAACCAUACAGGCCAUCGGAUAAUGAAGAAAUUCAAAUUCAAUUGCAAUUUGAAAAAUUAGCACGGUUCAACACAAACGGUUAUACAUCGUUAAUUGGAUUUUCGGUGAGCAGCUACGUAUUUAUGUCUUUACUUACAGACCUCAGGGAAAAACAAUUAACUUUUCAAGUUUGGUUACCAUUUGACAGCACGACACCUGUUAUAUAUUACUUAACGUACACUCAACAAAUGUUAGGUAUGACAUUAGCCGGCUUUCUUAACGUCGCUCUAGAUUCUUUGAUCUGUGGCAUUUUUAUACAUAUUUGUUGUCAAAUCAAAAUUUUGGAAAAUCGUUUGAUGAAAAUCUCCAACGAACAGAAGGCACUUUUAAAAUUAUGUGUACGUCAUCAUGAAUGCAUAUACAAAUUCGCAGAUAAAGUAAAUAAAAUAUUUGGAGUGAUAAUGUUCAUUCAGUUCUUCGGUAGCACAAUGACAGUCUCUUUUACGUUAUAUCAAUUGACAAAAAUAUCAUCAACUUCUGUCGAAUAUGCAAAAAUGUCGCUCUACAUGUAUUGCAUGUUAAUACAAAUUUAUCUCUACUGCUGGUACGGAAAUUUAGUGACUUUAAAGAGCAAAGAAAUUAUCAACAAGAUCUUUGAAAUAAAUUGGACGAUACUUGACAAUAGCAUCAAGACUUCCUUACUGAUUAUGAUGAAUCGUACUAUGAAUCCGAUCUCAUUAGUCGUUAUGAAAAUUUUCUCUCUGAAUCUCGAUUCAUUCAUCAGUGUCAGUAUUUGCAUGGCAAUAUUAAAAUAUCAUGAUGUUAAUUGUUAUAUAAUUUCAUCGUUAUCUCUUAUAAUUAUGGCUGUAUUAAACUCGAUAUUUAUUAUUCUCAGUAUCUGCGGAUGCUGGAGACCUUCAUCUUGGUCGCUCUCCUUUCAUAAAUGUCUCAUUUAUCAUUUAUACACAUUCUUUAUAGCUUUUCUAGUAUCAUCUCUGUCUUUAUCGGAAAUGAUCGGUAUUGCUUUAAAUACGAACAAAUCGAACAAUGUUUCCGACGAUAUUUACAUAUUCUUGGCACAAUUUGUAUCUUGUUUUAAAAUGUUUAGUCUUGUGGUCAAUCGUAAUAAUAUUGUUAAUUUAAUUUUUAUUCUGAGACAAGAACCGCAUAAACCAUUGAACGAUGUGGAAGCGAACAUUCAAAUUAAGUUCGACAAAUUGUCUAGGUUUAAUACUCACAGUUACGCAUCGUUGAUCACGUUAUCAGUGAGCAGCUUUAUAUUUUUCUCAUUAAUGACAGACUUUAGAAAAAGACAAUUAACUUUUCGAACUUGGUUGCCUUUUGACGAUAACAUGACACCCGUUGUAUUUUAUUUAACAUACGCUUACCAAAUGAUAGCAAUGACAUUAGGAGCAAUUAUUCACGUCGCUUUAGAUACUCUGAUCUGCGAUCUUCUCAUAAACAUUUGCUGUCAGAUUAGAAUCUUGGAGAAUCGCCUCACGAAUAUCACGAAUGAACGAAAGGCCAUUUUGAAACUUUGCAUUCGUCAUCACGAAUGUAUAUACGGAUUUGCAACUGACGUAAAUAGAACGUUUAAAUUUGCCAUCUUCGUCCAAUUUCUUGCAAGUACAUUGACAGUCUGUUUUACUAUGUUCCAUAUAACGAAAAUAUCAGCGAAUAGUUUGGAAUUUGUAAAAAUGACAUUUUUUAUGUCUGGUAUGUUAACCCAAGUGUAUCUCUACUGCUGGUACGGACAUUUAGUCACUCUAAAGCAGAGCGAAGAAAUUGUCUACCAAAUGUUCGAUACAAAUUUGACGGAGCUAAGCAAUGACAUCAAGAGGAGCCUUUUGAUUAUGAUGCAUCGUACGACGAGGCCGAUCGUUAUUAUCGUUAUGAAUCUAUUUCCUCUAAACAUCGAUUCGUUCGUGAGCAUACUUAAGACCGCAUACACGGCAUACAACUUCUUGGAACAAACUAAAAGCAAUAUCUCAAAAAAUAAAUUGAUUUCUUUUCAUUCGCAUAUAACUAUGGCUAUAUUAAAAUCGAUAUAUAUUAUUCUCAGUAUCUGCGGAUGCUGGAGACCUUCAUCUUGGUCGUUAUCCUUUUAUAAAUGUCUCGCUCAUAAUUUAUACACAACCUUUAUAGCUGUUCUAUUAGCAUCUCUGGCUUUAUCGCAAAUAAUCGGUAUUGCUUCAAUCGCAAUUGAUUCGGGCGAAGUUUCCGAUGAUAUUUACGUAUUCUUGGCACAUUUCGUAUCUUGUUUUAAAAUGUUAAGUCUUGUGGUCAAUCGUAAUAAUAUUGUUAAAUUAAUUGAUACUCUGGAACAAGAACCGUAUCAACCAUUGGACGAUAUAGAAACGAACAUUCUAACAAAGUUUGACAAAUUGUCUCGGUUCAACAUUCACAGUUAUAUAUCUUUGAUCACAUUCACGGUGAGCCACUUUUUAUUUAUGUCAUUGAUUACAGACUUUAGAAAAAGGCAAUUAACUCUUCGAGCUUGGUUGCCUUUUGACAAUAAUAUGACACCCGUUGUAUAUUAUUUAACUUACGCUCACCAAAUGAUAGCGCUGACAUAUGGAACAGUGAUUCACGUCGCUGUAGAUACUCUGAUUAGCGAUUUUCUGCUAAACAUUUGCUGUCAGAUUACAAUCUUAGAAAAUCGCCUUACGAAUAUCACGAAUGAACGAAAGGCUAUUUUGAAACUUUGCAUUCAUCAUCACGAAUGUAUAUACGGAUUUGCUGCUGACGUAAACAAAACGUUUAAAUUUGCAAUCUUAAUCCAAUUUCUUGCAAGUACAUUCACAGUUUGUUUCACUCUGUUCCAAAUAACAAAAAUAUCAACAAAUAGUUUAGAAUUUUUUAAAAUGACAUUAUUUAUUUUUGGCUUGUUAAUCCAAGUGUAUCUCUACUGCUGGUACGGACAUUUAGUCACUCUUAAGAGCGAAGAAAUUGCCCAAAAAAUGUUCGGUACAGAUUUGAUGGAGCUAAGCAAUGACAUCAAGAAGAGUCUUUUGAUUAUGAUGCAUCGUACGUCGAGGCCGAUCGUUAUUAUCGUUAUGAAUCUGUUCCCUCUGAAUAUCGAUUCGUUCGUGAGCUUAAGACCGCAUACACGGCAUACAAUUUCUUGGAACAAACUUAAGAAGAAGAUAAAAAGAGAAGAAUAAAAUAAUAUUACCUGCAAGAAAAUUCAUUGGGCUUCCUGUUUUAUCGCUUAAGUGCACGUUGUGUUGCCAAGUAAAUGGUUGGUAAAAAAUGAUCGAAGAAUUUAUAGUCUUUGUGAAAAGUUCAAGUAGACGAUAUUAAAAAAAAAAAAAAAAAAGGAAAGUUAUAU